Molecule: messenger RNA, 4695 nt
Organism: Eleginops maclovinus (Patagonian blennie)
Lineage: Eukaryota; Metazoa; Chordata; Actinopteri; Perciformes; Eleginopidae
Gene: sfi1
Product: SFI1 centrin binding protein
Exons: 31
Coding region: 312-3941 (1209 amino acids)
Molecular function (GO): phosphatase binding
Source: RefSeq, a predicted model, not a curated record
CAUUAUAAAUAUGUCGUAAUUAAAAUAGUAUUGUUUAGAGAAUACGGUUGUACAACCACUCCUUGUUUCCAGAAUGAAGGAUUAGUAAAAACAAUGUAAAACACACUACCAACUACCACAAAGGGAACUCAGCGUGGUGUACACUUGUUGCCGUUGACGACCCAUACGUCACACCUCCUGUCAUGUGACAAGGAAAAACAAAUGCGCGGCAGUUACCUAAAUAAUAACAACUCCGAAAUGUGUUGGUCUUUUAGCUUUUAUUUCAGACGAGAAGUCGUUCGGUCUGUAUUCCAGAGGUCUGAUUGCAUAUCAUGCAGGGUCCCGUCGGCAGAAAGCGAGAUCCGAGCUGCAGUGUCAGCUCUGGUGCUGAAAGAAAACAACUUCGCAAAGUUCAUACCAGAAAGAUACCAUACAGAGUGGGAUACAGCUGGAACAAAGGCGGAAGACUCAAAGAACUGAGAAUAAGGCACUUGGCAAGGAAGUUUCUAAGGAUAUGGAUGCAGAACACCUUUGGCCGAAUCCUUCCUCAUAAAGCCAAGUCCCACUGUGACAGCGUGGUUUUGAGACGGGCCUUUGAGGGAUGGAGAGACGAGUGGUGGACCUCGAGGAGGGAGUGGAGUCUUUCAGUGCGGGCCGAUUGUCACUACAGGUAUUAUCUGUAUAACUUGGCAUUCCAUAGCUGGCAAAGCUUUUUGUUGCUGCACAAGGAAAAGAAGAGCAAAGUCCAAAAAGCACAAUCUUUUGCUGACCGGCAGCGGAUGAGCCUGGUCUGGGAACGAUGGAAGGUUUUCAUGGAAAUGAGACAAAUGACGAGAAAGAUGCUUGAAUCCGCCGUUGAGCGGAACAGGCUCGCAACCCUGCAUUCAGCAUGGAGCUUGUGGCAGACUCGACUGCAGCGGUAUCGAGACCUUCACACUUUAGAAGAUCAAACUCUCAAACGGAGUGCACUAACUUUACAGAGCAGGACUUGGCUUCAUUGGAAAGACAUGUAUAGAGCUGCUUGUUGCCAGAAAGAGAAAGAAUCCAAAGCUGCACUUCACUUCAUCCUCAGACUGAAAAGAAAAACAUUAGAUCGUUGGAAAAGUUAUGUGUUGUCUCUCCAAACCAAGAAAACAUCAAAAGCUAUGGCUCAGCGUGCCUGUGACCUCCGCCUGAUGAUGACAUGUUUGAGUGAAUGGAGCAAUGCGUUGCAUCGUAAACGGAAUGAGGAGGAACGUAUGCAAACCGCGAAGCAUUUGGCCAUACGGAGCACCCAGCGAAGAACAUUGGAGCGCUGGAGAGCUUUAGAUGUGUCGUUGUGCAGAGAAGAGGCUGAAAGACACAGGACUGCUAGUGAACAUCAUCAUCAUCAGCUACUGCGUGCUGGUCUGCGGGGCCUUUCUGUCAACAUCAUCAGGAACAGAACGCACCGCCUGAACAACAACAUGGCUGUCCAACAUUACAGUCAAACUAUGACAUGUAGGUAUUGGAGUCUGUGGCAGGACCGUCUGGAGGAGGCUGAAGACGAGAUUUUUCAACCACUAAAAAAAAUGGCGUUGACUAAAUACAGCACGUCCUUGUUGAGCAGCUCUUUACACCACUGGAGAGAAAAACUUGCCAACCAGAGACGCAUGCAGGUAUUGGAGCGCCGUGCAGACCUUUGGUUUGCUGAACGCAUGUUGCCUCUCUGUUUCAAUUCGUGGGUUGAGUCUACACUGCAGAGAAGACUCCAUAAACAGAGGAAACACAAGGCAGAAGUCUAUAAUCAGCAGCGUCAGUACUCGUUGGUGUUUUACACAUGGUGGGGGGAGUCAGAGAAUCACAAACAGCAGAUGCUUUCUGAGCGUUUGGCUAUUUUGCACGAGGAGCGCUGCCUCCUGCAGAGAGCCUGGAGUUGCUGGAAGCUGCGGACAGAGCAGCAAAUGGAUGAAGAGGAGAAAUGGAAAGCUUCAGAGCGUCUCUACAGACACAGACUUCUCCAUAAGACGAUGAAACAGCUGAAGGUCAACAGCACUGAGAUACAAGACAGGAGAAACCGAGAGCAGCAGGCUUUUCAUCGUGGUGACUUGCGCUGCUUGAGAUGGGCUGUGGAGAAAUGGAAAAAGUAUGUUCAGAGCCAGAGAGAGAAGAAAAGCAGACUGAAGCAGAUGCAGCAAAUCUAUGAAGUUAAACUUCUGAAACGCACUUUUGUUGCCUGGAAGAAGCACCACCUGCAGAUGUCUCAGACCUACCGUCACGCAGAGGGACUUCACAGACAACGAAAACAGAACUUUCUCAGGAGGGCACUGUGUGUUUGGAGGGAGAACGCAGUGCAGCGGACAGAGGUCAGGCUCAAGGACCGACAAGCACAAAAUCACUUCCGGCAUUUUCUUCAACUUAAGCUGUUUCGGGCCUGGAGGGAAGCGGCAGCAUGUUCAGUGUCAAAGCGCCACCAGCAGGGGGAAGCAGUCAACAAGGCACAGAGGACGAUAAAUCAAGUGCGGUUGCUGCGGUCUUUCAGACAAUGGAGGAUGCAGACCCAGGAGGCUCGGAUAGAGAGGAUAUGCAUGGACAAAGCCAGGAGAUACCAUGAAUCCAAACUCCUUUCGAGAGCACUGAGAGCCUGGAAUGAGCAUCACAAUCAACAUCAUAAAAAUAAGGUGAUGAGAAGACAGGGAAUCUUUCUGCUGAGAUUAAAGAUGUAUCAGACAUACUUUGAGCUGUGGAAAAUAAAGCUGCAGCACAGACAGAGAGAAGCUAAGCAGACGGAGCGAGCACUCUGGCACUGGUCCCUUUCUCUUCAGGCCAAGGUGUUGUAUGGGUGGAGGCAGACAGUGACAGAGAAGUGCAGAAAACGAGAACAGGCGGCCAGAGCUGCAGAGGUGUACAGAGACGGGCUACUGAGGGAGGGCGUGACGUGCAUCCUCUCAUACGCUUCUCACAUGAACAAUCUCACAACGAGCCUAACACAGUACAGCCAAGAGCAGCGGUCACGUCAUCUCCAGAGAGUGGUGAGGCGUUGUGCAAUGCGAUGGAAGCAGCGGGCGCUCUGUAAACCGCAAAGGGAGCGAGAGGUCAAAGAGCGACUACCGAAGAAGAGCGUUAGCUUCUGUUUUACUACAUCUGGACUGAAGAGUGUUUCCUCAUCUGACUCAGAGGGGCAGGAAGCUAAAGAUGGAGGGCCUAUCAAGCAUACACUCAGCCGCGGGCAUCGACGUCAGCCACGACGCUGCAAGGAACUGUUUGAUUCUCCAAUGACCAUAAACACUCAAAACCAGACUGCAGUCACCAAAGCUCUGAAACCCUCGCUACUCAGCCUUCCUGCACCGGAAGACCAUCAUGCUCGAUUGUCUUCCCUUCAUCCUCCUAAAGUCCCUUUUCCUUCCACACAUCAGAGCGUCGCCAUAUCUAAUAUUUCACCCUGUAAACGCCAAACCCAAAACCAAGACAUUCUUCUACCCCCCUCUGCCUUCAUGACCACAGAAGAAACGUUGGGGAAGACGAACUGCUCAGGUUUUGGAGAUGCUUCACUUCAUCAAUUUGUUCCUCCAUUCAAUCACUCGUCAGCUCACUCGGACGUAUGUCGGAGAGUAUCCAGGGGAGGAACUUUAACAGUCGCUGUCACGGAUCCAACAUCAGCUCUUACCGAAGAGCUGCUCGGCAUCCAGCUGGACAUGAUGACAUUCCAACAGGACAGAAAGCAGCUGCGGGCAUGGCAGAAACUGAAAGAGGUAUUACAAAGUUGGCUGCAGACCAGUGGAGAGGGUGACCACAUGGAAAAAAAUGCUGUUUAUCAAGAGGUGAAGGAGUUGGAGGAAAGUAUUGACAGACUGUCUGCUGAACUGGCAAAGCGGAAACCAUCGAUGCGGCUACAUGCGGAGAGGAUCCAGCAUUUACAGACUGCUCUCCAGGACUCAGGAGUUGCUUUCCUCCGUCGGAAAGUAGAAAAGAUGGAAAGAGAUCCCUCUGUGUUUACAACAUGAAGGAAUAGUGCCUCACACACAGAACGGAUUAAACCUGCGGGUUGAAGACUGACUAAGACUGACAUCAGAAUUGAAUGAGAAAACAACUUGUGCUGUCCUCAGCUUUGAGAAAAAGACUGAUAUCAUUAAGUGCACAUUUUAGUUUGUAUUCCUGUUGAAUAUCAUGUAAAUGGUUGUAAAAUUGACAGAGCCAAUCCAAAAGCAUUAAAGAAAAGUUCCCUACAGCAGGUUUCACGGCUACUUCCACACCUGAAAUCUGAGAAAACUCUGGAUAGGGGUCGCCCUUUGAGACAGAUGGUGCUAAUUAUUUUCCAUAUGUGUGCAACUAGUCACUUUAGAGUUUUCAGAGAGGCUGCCCUUGCACAAUAGUCUUUCUAUUUAUCUGUCAGCACCAGCCCCUUUAAUACUUUUGGAAAUCUAUGCAGGAGUUUCAGGGAUUUAGACUCACAGCUCUCUGUUGAGCUCUCCGGGCUACUUUCAAUAAAUUUGUCCAAAUAUUUGAUCAACAUCAGGUCAGAAUGCGAGGACUUUAUGCCAUUUUACCCUUUUUCAUCUUAGUCAACUGCAUCAGGGGUGAGUUAUGUUACUGAAUUAGUUGAUUUACGUUCAUUGUUGCAUUAUUUCUUGUUCCUAUUCAGACUUAUUGCAUUGUUAAAUGUUGAGUCUUUUUUAUCCCUUUUGGUUGUUCCUGGAAUGAUUGUAGCUGUCGUUCCGUAGCUUUUUGUGGAUGUCAUUAAAACUGAAUCAAAUAUAA